GGCGGGGCGGGGCCGGCGCGCGCCGGGGGCGGGGCCGCCGCGGGAGGGGGCGGGGCCUGCGGCACAGGCUUUCGUCGCCCCGUGCAAUGCCCGUCCAUUCAAAUCUCCUUCUUCAAGAUGGCGUCCAUGAGGGAGAGCGACACAGGUUUGUGGCUUCACAACAAGCUGGGGUCGGCGGACGAGCUCUGGGCGCCUCCCAGCAUCGCCUCGUUGCUCACUAAGGACGUCGUGGACAACAUCCGAGUGUGUUUUCACGGCCUCUCGUCGGCGGUGAAGCUGAAACUGCUGCUGGGGAUCCUGCACCUUCCCAAGCGGACGGUGGACGAGAUGAAAAAUUCUUUGACUGAAAUUGUGCAUCUUGCUGCAAUGGAUUCUGACUCCUGGGUUCAGAUGGUAGCAGAUAUUCUAAAAACUUUUCCUGACACUGGCUCACUCAACCUUGAACUAGAGGAACACAAUCAGAAUUUACAAGAAAUUCUUGGUGAACUCCGAGAAAAAGUUAAUGAAUGUGAAGCCUCUGCUAUGUUGCCUUUGGAGUGCCAGUACUUGAACAAAAAUGCCCUGACAACCCUCGUGGGACCCCUCACGCCACCAGUGAAACAUUUUCAACUUAAGCGAAAACCCAAAAGUGCCACGCUCAGAGCAGAACUGUUACAAAAGUCAACAGAAACUGCACAGCAGCUCAAAAAGACCUCUGGAGUGCCUUUUCUAGCCAAAGGGAGAGGUUUGGUUAAGAAAAUCGAUACCACUACACCCCUCAAAGGUAUCCCAAAGCAAGCUCCAUUCCGGAGCCCCACUACUCCCAGUGUCUUCAGUCCAUCAACAAAUAGAACACCAAUGGCUGUUCGGACACCAGUGCGAAAAGAAAGAGGAGUGAAGUUGCUGGACAUAUCAGAGCUUGAUAUGGUAGGUGCUGGCCGGGAAGCUAAAAGGAGAAGGAAGACACUAGAUACAGAAGUUGCAGAAAAACCUGCCAAAGAAGAAAUGGUUGUUGACAGCGUCACACCAGAUUAUGCUGUUGGUCUGGUCUCCACACAGAAACUUGGUGCUUUGAGUAAUGAUAAUGCACUACCAUCUACUAGUUACUUACCUGCUACACCAAGUAUGGUGCCAUCAUCGUCGUACAUUUCCAGCUCUGAAACUCCACAAGCUAACACAGUCGGAUCAGUCCGGGAUGCUCUCCAGACAAACAGACUAUCGGAAGAGUCCACAGCUCCUACCUCUGGUCUACCUGGCCAGUUCAAACAAAGAACCCCAAUUUAUAACAGCAGCUCAACAACAUCUACCUCAACUACCACUGCCCCAACUACCGUGCCUGUCACAGUGACGGCUCCAACAACACCCGUACAGCAGCAAGCGCCGCCUCCACAGCAGACACAACAACAGCAGCAGGCACCGCAGCCACCACAGACACAGCCGUUGCAGCAGCCUCGCAAGAGUCUUUCACUCACAAGAGACCAAAUGUAUGCAGCCCAGGAAAUGUUCAAGACUGCAAACAAAGUCACCCGCCCAGAAAAGGCUCUUAUACUUGGGUUUAUGGCAGGUUCAAGAGAAAACCCAUGUCCAGAGCAGGGUGAUAUCAUUCAGAUCAAACUGAGUGAACAUACAGAAGUUCUACCGAAGGCAGAUGGUACAGGCAGCACCACAAUGUUGGUGGACACUGUCUUUGAAAUGAACUAUGCCACAGGGCAAUGGACCAGACUGAAGAAGUACAAGCCUAUCACAAAUGUGUCCUGAGGAUUCUACAGAACCAAGAACUUGUGGACCAAAUCCAAUGUUGUUAUCCUGACUACCACUGACCUGAGCUUUGAUGAUUGUAUUUUCAGAAGGUUCAAAACACUUGCAGAAAACACUUGCAUUGUGAUGCAGAAUUUAGAGCCACCCAAGAGUGAUACGAGACAAUAGAGAAGUGCUUUCCUGCAUUCAGUGUUUUUUAUAUCCUGUGGUAUAAAUGUCUUUUCUCAAAAAAAGGUCCAAACGUUCAACAACAGCAGCAGCUCCAGCAUGAAACUCCUUGCUUUAUGAAUAGCGUGUGGAACCUUGUGUUACAGCUGAAAGGAGAACCAUGUGGUCCCAACCUUGAGUUGUUUGUCUUGUCAUUUUUGGAAAUUCCAUGGGACAAUCAUUUAGCAGCCUUGAUUUGGUUCACUUUUAGCAGAGGGGUUUGAACUGGAGAGCAUUGGAAAGCCAGGCUUCCUGGUAUCUGGUGCCUUUGCGAACUCUCAUUGUCAGUUUUGUAAAUUAUUUUGUUGUAAAAGCAGCAUGAUUUAACAAUUUUCUAUUUUUUGUACAGUUGUAAAGAUUCUAGGUUUCUUGCUCAUGUGCUGUCAUACAGUGUAAGAUGUAAAUUAAUUUUUUAUGGAAACAUAAGUGCAGUCGAAAAAAUGCACAGCCAUAAUAGUUGGUUUUCCUGUGUUUAGGCAGCUGGUUGAACUGUCAGUGCUUAAGGGAUGACUGUGCUUUUACUGAGCAUACAGUAGUAAGCACAAUAAAAUUACAUUGUAACUGG
Messenger RNA from Hypanus sabinus (Atlantic stingray), 2509 nucleotides. It is a transcript of the gene nelfa, whose product is annotated as negative elongation factor complex member A. Lineage: Eukaryota; Metazoa; Chordata; Chondrichthyes; Myliobatiformes; Dasyatidae. The transcript is spliced from 11 exons. Gene Ontology annotation, cellular component: NELF complex. Bases 118 to 1737 code for a protein of 539 amino acids. Gene Ontology annotation, biological process: negative regulation of transcription elongation by RNA polymerase II. The record is from RefSeq and is a predicted model, not a curated record.